Messenger RNA from Vitis vinifera (wine grape), 4834 nucleotides. RefSeq lists its product as uncharacterized. Bases 347 to 4366 code for a protein of 1339 amino acids. The record is from RefSeq and is a predicted model, not a curated record. The transcript has 27 exons. Lineage: Eukaryota; Viridiplantae; Streptophyta; Magnoliopsida; Vitales; Vitaceae.
UAUACUUUCAUGGAUAAAGCGUAUUUUUAUAAAAUAGGAUUUGAAGAUUUUUUUUUUGAAUUUUUGAAUUUUUUUUUUGAAUUUUUGAAUUUUUUUUGAUCGUUUUAAUUACCAAAAAGACCAUGGAUUAUGAUGAAUUGCAGCUGGGACCGUCCGUUCAUCCUCAACCGCUCAGCCCGUGCACGUGUGAGUGUGUAAUGUAUUACCAUAAGUUGACAUGCCGAGUGUCCACACCAAAUAAUCGAAUCAAGCCCGCUGUCUUGUUUGUGAAAGUAGCCAUUUAAACCUUGGCAACACCCCUGAUUUCAAAACCCUAGAAAUUCAAAAUUGGAUUCUAGGGCAAGAUAUGGCCGGAGCUUCCCGAGACCAAGCACUGGCUCUCCUCGCCGCUGCCAACAACCAUGGAGAUUUGGCCGUAAAGCUCUCUUCUCUUAGACAGGCCAAAGAUAUCUUACUAGCCGUUCACCCCUCAUUUGCAGCCGAGCUUUUUCCCUACUUAGUCGAGCUUCAGUCUUCUCCCGAAACCCUAGUUCGAAAAUCUCUCAUAGAGGCAAUAGAAGAGAUUGGUUUGAAAGCAAUGGAGCAUUCUUCUAUAUUAGUAUCAGUCUUAUUAGUAUUUUUGAGAGAUGGCGAUUCUAUUAUUGCAAAGCAAUCUAUUGUUAGUGGGACAAAUUUCUUUUGCAGUGUUCUAGAGGAGUUGGCCCUGCAGUUCCAUCGGCAUGGUAAAGUUGAGAGGUGGCUUGAAGAGCUUUGGGUGUGGAUGGUUAAGUUGAAGGAUGCGGUCCUUGCCAUUGCGUUGGGGCCUGGUCCUUUUGGGGUGAAGAUACUGGCGAUGAAGUUUUUGGAAACAUAUGUGCUACAUUUUACAUCUGAUGCUAAUGAUUUUGAAAAAUCUUCUAUAGAAGGAAGUGGACGGGCUUUUAAUAUUUCUUGGGUGGUUGGUGGUCACCCAGUUCUAGAUCCAGCUUCACUCAUGUCAGAUGCAAAUAGGAUUAUUGGAGUUCUACUAACGUUGUUGCAAUCGGCUAGUAGUCUUUCUGGCUGUUUGACAAUUACUGUUGUCAAUUGUCUUGCGGCCAUAGCAAGGAAGAGGCCUCACCACUACAACACGGUUCUUUCUGCAUUGCUUGAUUUUGAUUCAAGCAUUGAGAUGGUGAAAGGUCAUUCUGCUAGCGUCCAGUAUUCCCUGAGGACUGCCUUUUUAGGAUUCCUAAGGUGUACUUGUCCAACUAUAAUGGAGUCAAGAGAUAGAUUACUUAGAGCACUACGUUCAAUGAAUGCUGGGGAUGCAGCCGAUCAAGUUAUUCGGCAAGUUGAUAAAAUGAUGAAGAAUAAUGAGCGUGCUUCACGUGAUGCUCGGUUGGGCAGGGAUGAUCCACCAUCAAGUCAGCUGUCUGUUCCUGGAGAUCUGUUUAGGAAGAGGUCUAUGCAUCAGGAUAAUGAAGAGCCAACUAAUGGUCAUGGGAUGACUUCCAAACGAAUUCGUUAUGGUCACAACAUGCACUCAGCUUCACAUGUUCAAAUGAGUGAUUCUGGGCAGGACUGUGCUUCUGCUAAUGGUGUCUCUCCGAAGGUGCCUCUGUUGGAUAAUGAUUUGACUCCUGUUGAACAAAUGAUUGCCAUGAUUUGUGCUCUAGUUGCAGAAGGAGAAAGAGGUGCUGAAUCACUUGAAAUCCUUAUAUCCCAAAUCCACCCUGAUCUGUUGGCCGAUAUUAUCGUAACAAAUAUGAAGCAGUUCUCUAAGGUCCUGUCAUCACCUAUAGGAUUUGGGAACUUGCCAGUGUCUGGACAAACUGGUUCUUCAAGCAGUCCAGCUACUGCUGCUCCAACAAUUACAAUGCAGUCUUCAGUUCUCCCAGCACAAGUGCCUUUUUCUACAGCAGCUGCAACAAGCAUGGCACAUUCUGAAAUGUCUACUGUCAUUAAUCUCCCUCCAGAUUCUAAGCGCGAUCCACGGAGGAAAAAUUUUCAGGAUCCUCGUCGGCUGGAUCCACGGCGUGUUGGAGUGCCGGUUGGACUACAAUCUGUACAUAUGGUGGAGGAUACUGGAGCUAUUCAAGCUGAGUUUGAUGGUUCUAUUUCUUUGAGCAAGCCGCCUUCACUUCCUGUUGUCACAAGUGUAGAAAAUACUUCCACAUCUUUGGUGUCCAAAACUGAAGGUGAUGAUAAAAUUUUAAAAAAUGCAUUGAUUUCUGAAACUGAUCAACCAAUUUCCAGAGAGGAGCUUCUGGAUGGAGCCAAGGAAGUUGAUCAUAUUCCAGAGAUUGGUGCUACUUCAGAUGCUGCCCUUUCUCCUGCUCGCACAAUUGAUGAAGACUCGGCUGCACCAGAGUCAUUGGAUAUUGCAGUGGCAGAUGGAGCUGAUACAUCGCCUUUGAUAGAAACUGAUCAACAUUCUCCAGCACGGUCAAAUACUUAUGUGUCUGAAGAGACCAGCAUUGAUUUACCUUUGCCUCCACCAUAUGUUGAGCUGACUGAAGAUCAGAAAAUUAGAUUGAAAAAGUUGGCACUUGAACGGAUUAUCGAUUCGUACGUGUAUUCACGGGAAACAGAUUGUAGCCAUACACGCAUGGCAUUACUUGCUCGAUUGGUUGCUCAGAUUGAUGGUGAUGAGGAUGUGGUUGUGAUGCUGCAAAAACAUGUUCUUUUGGAUUACCAGGGCCAAAAGGGGCAUGAACUUGUACUGCACAUCCUGUACCACCUGCAUGCGCUCAUGAUCUCAGAUUCAGUUGAACACUCUUCAUUUGCUGCUGUUGUAUAUGAAAAAUUUCUUCUUGCAGUGGUAAAAUCUCUGCUGGAAAAAUUACCUGCUUCAGACAAGUCUUUUAGUAAACUGCUCGGUGAAGUUCCUCUUUUGCCCGAUUCUGCCUUGAAAUUGUUAGAUGAUCUCUGCUCUUCUGAUGUUACUGAUCAGCAUGGAAAAGUUCUUCGCGACAGGGAGCGUGUCACUCAGGGCCUUGGUGCAGUAUGGAGUUUGAUUUUGGGCCGCCCACUUAAUAGGCAAGCUUGCUUGAAUAUUGCUUUGAAGUGUGCUGUUCAUUCACAAGAUGACAUUCGAACAAAAGCCAUCCGACUGGUGGCAAACAAACUUUAUCUUCUUAGCUAUAUAUCAGAAAAUAUUCAGCAAUAUGCAACAGAUAUGUUGUUGUCAGCUGUUAAUCAGCAUAUUUCAGAUCCAGAGCUCUCACAAUCUGGUUCCAGUGAUCAAAGAUUAGAAGCGGAGACUGGAAGCCUGGAGACAUCAGUUAGUGGUUCUCAAAUUUCUGAGCCUGGAACAUCUGAAAAUGACCCCAUGAAGGGUUCACAAUCUGUUCAGAACAUCUCGACAGUGGAAUUUCAUCAAGCUCAACGCCUUAUUUCUUUGUUUUUUGCUUUAUGUACAAAGAAACCUAAUCUUCUUCAACUUGUAUUCAAUAUUUAUGGGCGUGCUCCUAAGGCUGUUAAGCAGGCAAUCCAUCGUCAUAUCCCAAUUAUUAUAGGGGCUCUAGGGCCAUUAUAUCCCGAAUUGCUCAGUAUAAUAUCAGAUCCACCAGAAGGAAGUGAAAAUCUGCUGACACAGGUGCUGAAAAUAUUAACUGAAGAGAAGACGCCAACCCCACACCUGAUUGCAAUUGUUAAGCAUUUGUAUGAAACUAAAUUAAAGGACGCCACAAUUCUUAUCCCAAUGCUGUCCUUGCUGUCAAGAAAUGAGGUUUUACCUAUUUUUCCUCGGCUCAUUGACCUUCCAUUGGACAAAUUUCAGGAUGCACUUGCCAAUAUACUACAGGGUUCAGCUCAUACAGGUCCAGCAUUGACGCCUGCAGAAGUGUUGGUUGCUAUCCAUGACAUUAGUCCUGAGAAAGAUGGCAUUGCACUCAAAAAGAUAACAGAAGCUUGCUCUGCUUGUUUUGAGCAACGUACGGUUUUCACACCACAGGUUUUGGCAAAGGCCUUGAACCAGAUGGUUGAUCAUACUCCAUUGCCUCUACUCUUCAUGAGAACAGUAAUUCAGGCAAUUGAUGCUUAUCCUACCCUGGUUGAUUUUGUAAUGGAGAUACUUUCCAAGCUUGUGAGUAAACAGGUGUGGAGAAUGCCAAAGUUGUGGGUCGGGUUCUUGAAAUGUGUGUCUCAGACACAGCCACAUUCUUUCCGUGUACUGUUACAGCUACCAGCUCCACAGCUUGAAAGUGCUCUGAACAAACAUGCUAACCUCAGAGGUCCUCUUUCUGCUUAUGCUAGCCAACCAAGUAUAAAAUCAUCAUUGCCUAGAUCAAUUCUCAUAGUUCUUGGUCUGGUAAAUGAACCCCACAUGCAGCAAUCACACCCUCCAUCGUCUCUGCAUUCAUCAGACACAAGUUCUUCUGUUCAUGGAGCAACUCUAACUUGAUAACUGGGCCUGUUGAGUUCAGAAAUUGACUGAUAACACCAUAGCGGCUGUCAAAAAGACCAAAGUUCAAGCUGUUGAAAAAGAAAGUUAAAAGACUGCUCACACAGCGCCUAGUCACUCAAGCAGAUUAUUUGUCCACUCACCAGUGGAACCUGGAUGAGUUUUUGUGGAAUGUAUAUAAGCUUGAGGUGAAGAAUUGGUCCAACAGAAAUUUCCCCCUUUCUAGCUGCACUAGGGAAUGUAUCAUAGUUAUAUAUAUUUUUUUUGUUCUGUUCUCUCUUUCAUUAUUAUUUUGUUUUUAUUAUUUUAAUUUUUUAUGUUCAUCAUUCCAGGCCUUGUUCAGGUGAAAGGGUGUAUUCUGUUGGGUGGUUAGCGUAAAAAAAGAAACAUAGUUGAAGUCAUUGACCGUUCUCUUGACUCUGUUGGACGUUGGUCCCAAAUGAAAAAUGAUUAUAGAGCUUGUGUUGA